This is a messenger RNA of Chrysoperla carnea, 1023 nucleotides long. It is a transcript of the gene hbn, whose product is annotated as paired mesoderm homeobox protein 2. Gene Ontology annotation, biological process: regulation of transcription by RNA polymerase II. Lineage: Eukaryota; Metazoa; Arthropoda; Insecta; Neuroptera; Chrysopidae. The record is from RefSeq and is a predicted model, not a curated record. The transcript is spliced from 4 exons. The coding region runs from base 1 to 1023 and encodes 340 amino acids. Gene Ontology annotation, molecular function: DNA-binding transcription factor activity, RNA polymerase II-specific; RNA polymerase II transcription regulatory region sequence-specific DNA binding.
AUGCAAUCGCAACAUAUUACAGCGAAUGCAUUAGCACGUCGUGUGGUUCAACAAUCGUCGCAAGGUAUUCCAAUAUCAGACGAAACAGUGAGUCGACCACGCGCUGUUUAUUCGAUUGACCAAAUUCUUGGGACAGUUCAAGCGCAUAAUGAGCGUAAAUCACAUGAAGAACAUGAAAUAUCAAAAGCAGAAUCAACAUCGACGUCUGAUGGUGAAGGUGAUAAUGUUGAUGGUGAUGAUAUGCCAAUGAUGGGUGAUAUGGGUGAUGGAGGACCAGACGAUGCAAAUAGACCUAGAAAAAUACGACGAUCACGUACAACAUUUACUACAUAUCAAUUACAUCAAUUAGAACGAGCAUUUGAAAAAACUCAAUAUCCUGACGUAUUUACAAGAGAAGAAUUAGCAAUGCGAUUGGAUCUCAGUGAAGCAAGAGUUCAGGUUUGGUUUCAAAAUAGAAGAGCCAAAUGGAGGAAAAGAGAAAAAGCUUUAGGCCGUGAUACAGCUGGAUUUAUGCACCCUGAACAAGGAGGUGUUCCAGACUUUGCGUUACAUGCACAAUUAGGUAUGCCCCAUAUGGGAAGUGAUCCAUUUUGGCCAGGCCUAGGCUUUCCACCGGGUAUGUUCGGUCCAGCUGCAUUAGGUUUACCAUGGGGACCAGCUGGUUCAUCGAAAACACCGCCACAAUUAUCAGUACCCUCCUUACAUGCCCUAUUUUCACAAUACAUGUUAUCGGGUGGGGCCGGUUUACCAGUUCCUGUGGGAUUACCAAUGAAUAUGCCACCACCAAAUAUACUGCCACCACCAAACACAAUAUCACCAUUACCCGAUCAAGAUCAGGAACAAUCAAAAAGUCCCCGAUCGCAUAACUCUAGUCCCGCACCUUUAUCACCAAGUGAAGAGACGAGAAGAAAUAGUAUUGAUGCAUUACGAUUAAGAGCACAAGAGCAUUUACUAAUGGAACAUCAACGAAUUAUUGUGCCGAAACCUAAACCGGUUGUACAACCUGUUCAAGCUAAGUCAUAA